This is a messenger RNA of Ostrinia furnacalis (Asian corn borer), 2372 nucleotides long. It is a transcript of the gene drongo, whose product is annotated as Arf GTPase activating protein drongo. Lineage: Eukaryota; Metazoa; Arthropoda; Insecta; Lepidoptera; Crambidae. The coding region runs from base 225 to 1271 and encodes 348 amino acids. Gene Ontology annotation, cellular component: membrane; cytoplasm. Gene Ontology annotation, molecular function: GTPase activator activity. The transcript has 6 exons. The record is from RefSeq and is a predicted model, not a curated record.
UAAAAACAGCAAAGAAUUGCGCACUCCGGCGCACUCUAUAUUUCAAUGUCAACGACAUUCUUGGAGAAUAUUUUGGAUAUUGUCUAUGGUAAUUUUUUUGCUUGCUGGCGUUUGCGCUUGGCACUGCUUGGCACAUUAUUUUUAAUCUGUGCUUCUGUCAAUACAUACGUCAGAUUUACCAACUGCAUUUCCAUUCCGAAAGAACAAAAACAUUUCAUUCAAAAAUGGCUGCAAAUCGACGGAAGCAGGACGACAAAAAUUUAGAAAUCUUACGUGAACUUAUUUCUUUGAAUGGGAAUAAAUACUGUUUAGAUUGCAACCAAAGAGGGCCAACUUAUGUAAAUACUACAAUUGGUUCGUUUGUGUGUUCAAAAUGUUCGGGAAUGUUGCGUGGUCUUACACCACCUCAUCGUGUAAAGUCAAUAUCAAUGGCCACUUUCACCCCAGAAGAGAUCGAUUUCAUUAAAACUAGAGGCAAUGAUUACUGCAGACGCGUUUGGUUAGGCCUCUACGAGGGUGAAAGUGUGAACUUUACGGACGAACAAAGCGUGAAAGAUUUUAUGUCUGAUAAAUAUGAAAAGAAGCGUUAUUAUUUGGAGCCUCAGUCCAGUGCUGUCUCCAAUGGUAGUUCAUCAUUGAAAAACAGAUCAAAAGCUAAGACUGCUGUCAGCGCGACGAAUGCUUCACCCCUGAUAUCAAUUUCGCCGCAAACUUCCAAGAGUAUGGUUAAUAAUAACACGACUGUGAACUCUGCAAAGAUAGUAAAUAACUUGCUGGCUCCUGUUAGCGAAUCCAACACCAAGUUAGCACGGCCACAUGUCAAUUACCCACAAGCUCUGCUGACUAAUAUGAGUGUUCCAAUCUCUACACCGGCUCCACCAGUACCUGAUUUUCCUGUUGAUUUCUCUACUGCAGACAUUUAUAAUAGCAGUCAAUUUAAUAAUAACUUCAAUAACAAUAAUUUUGCAUCUCAACCGUCAGCAACAACAACUUUCAAUGCAUUCAACCAGCCAACUUCAUCAAACGACCGCUAUGCUGCCUUAGCUGACUUGGAUUUAGCAUUAAGACAGCAAAACAUGAAGCAUAUGGAGGAAAGUAACAAUGUAAAUAAUAAGAAUCCAUUCCAAAGCUCGACAACCAAUGACUUGUUUGCUAACAAAAACCCUUUCUUCAAUGGAGGAUGGAGUACUGCUACACCGGUUUCUGUAAACCCUUUUGUGCCUUCAACAAAUAAUGGUGGAUUUGUCAAUUCCAAGAAUCCAUUUCUGUAACUUGUAAGGAACUGAAGACCCAAGUCAAAAAUCAAAGAACAAAUUAAUGCAACUGAAAGCACAAACACAGCUACAAAGUUUAUUAUUUACAAAUUGUAAAAUAGUCUAUUUAUAUAUUCAGUUUGCCAUAGUUGUAAUCUCCUUAAAUCAUUGUCCCUACUUGUAACUUUAAAGUGCUUAUUAUGGUUGUAAACGAAAGUGCCUCAAUCUGCCUUAACAGAAUAUAGUAGACAGAAAUUUUAAUAUACUAGAUAAAAUAGUAUCUUUGUGUAGAAAAUUUGAAACUGCAUUAGUAUUUUGAAUGAAUUUAUGAGUAGAAAUGGUUUAAAUAUGAAUGUUAUUAUUCAUGCAAAGCUGGUCUUAGCUUUAUACUAAAUUAUGUAUUUAUAUUGUAGUUAGAAUCUUUUAAACAUGCAAAUGCCGUGGUAGUCAAUAAACUGAUGGUCACAUAUUAGAAUACAAAAUUUUAAUGUAAUAAAUAGGCGAAACAUUUUGAGCAAAUAUGCGCUAUCAGUUACGAAAUAUUGUUUGCGUAUCGUGCCUUAAUAGAGGAAGUGAGUCUUAAACGAUUAGUGCGUUUUGAAAUGUCGGUGACUGAGCAUAGCUUGAAUGAAGUCAUCACACCACAUUAUGUAGAUGUUGGUAUGAUAUUGUAAGACAAAUUAGGGUACAAAAAUUAUUUUGUGACUAUUGCUUAUCAAAAGUAACAAUAGUUUGAUCUUAUGAGUAUGACAAAAUAUAACUAUAAUAAGAUAUAUUGACGUCUAAUAAGUAUUCAAAAGUACCUGUGAAUUGAAAAUUCGUGGCCUUAAAACAAAAUAUACGAUUUAUACCCCUGCCAUUUUAAUAUUAAAGAUGGGAGUUCUGUUCUAUUUUAACUACAUUAAUUGUUUGAUUCUUGCAUGGAUCAGAAAGGUCACUUCCAUCAGAUAUAAGUAGGUAACUUAAUAAAUCACAGUCUGCACAAGUUGUGACACGAGUCAUCUUACUAACAAUGCAAUUAUUGUGUAUUUAAGCUUUUAAACUUAUUGUGAUUUGCAGACGCUUCUGACUACUCUGACUAUGUAAUCUGAGCUUUAUAAAAUGUUUAUUAUUCUGUCU